AUGGAGAAGAACAUCGAUGGCUGCCAGGAUGGGGCCAAGACAGUGCCAAGCACUGGGCUGGGCACCGAGGGGACAGAGACACAGCUGGAUGAUUUUAUGGGUGCUCAUCCUGACUACAAUGAGGAGGAGGAGGAGCAGAAGUACUUUCGCCGCAAGCGUCUCGGUGUCAUCAAGAAUGUGGUGGCUGCCAGCCUGGCUGGCACCCUCACUUACAGUGUCUACCUGGGCCUGUUGCAGAUGCAGCUGAUCCUCCACUAUGACGAGACCUACCGGGAGGUGAAGUACAGUAACAUCCGGCUGGAGGACAUCGACCACAAGGUGCUGAUGGGCAUCAAUGUCACACCCGUGGCAGCACUGCUCUACACACCCAUCCUCAUCAGGUUCUUUGGCACCAAGUGGGCCAUGUUCCUGGCGGUCGGCAUCUACGCACUCUUCGUCUCCAGCAACUACUGGGAGCGCUACUACACGCUGGUGCCCUCUGCGGUGGCCAUCGGCAUGGUCAUCGUGCCCCUCUGGGCCUCCAUGGGCACCUACAUCACGCGGAUGGCUCAGAAGUACUACGAGUACGUUAACUACAAGGAGGAGCAGGAGAAGGAGAGGCAGCAGGCGCCGCGGGAUGCCUGCAAUGCCUACAUCAUUGUCUUCCAGACCAUCUUCUACUCCUGUUUCCACUUGAGCUUCGUCUGCGCUCAGAUGCCCAUGGUCUUCUUCCUCAACAACUACCUCUACCAACUCAACCACACGCUCUUCGCAGUAAAGCAUUGUGGAACCCUGAGCCACGGCACACUGCCUGGCUUCAACAAGACAGUGCUGCAGAGCCUUCCCCGCAGCAUCAACCUCAUCAUCGUGGAGAGCGUGUUGAUGGCUGCCGCCUUCCUCGCCAUGCUGGUGGUGCUGGUGCUCUGCGGCGCAGCGUACCGGCCCAUGGAGGAGAUCGACAUGCGCAGCAUCGGCUGGGGCAACAUUUUCCAGCUGCCCUUCAAGCACAUGAAGGACUAUCGACUGCGGCACCUCUUCCCAUUGUUCAUCUACAGCGGCUUCGAGGUGCUCUUUGUCUGCACUGGAUUUUCCCUGAACUACGGCGUGUGUGCCCUGGGGCUGGAGAGGUUGGCGUAUCUCCUCAUGGCCUACGGCUUCUCCGCCUCGGCAUGCUCCAGCCUGGCCCUAUGCAUGCUGCGCCUGCGCCGACACAUCCCACUCCUGGCUGGAGCCUUCAUCCACGCUGUACUCCUGGUGACGCUCUUCUGCUGGGCGCCAGAGCCCCGGUACCUGGCGCAGGCACCUCUGCUCUACAGCAUUGCCGUGCUCUGGGGCACGGGCAGUGCCCUCAACAAGACCGGAAUCAGCAUCCUCCUGGGGAUGAUGUACAAGAAAAAGGAGCGCCAAGACUUCAUCUUCACCAUCUACCACUGGUGGCAGGCCCUGGCCAUCUUCACUGUCUACCUGUGGUCAGGGCUGCCUAUGAAGGCCAAGCUGUCCAUCAUGCUGCUGACGCUGGUGGUGGCAGUGGGGACAUACCUGUGGAUGGAGCGGAAGGUGGCACAAAACAUGGAAGUCCGGCUGCCCCGCAUCCCACGCCCACGCCAUAAAACACGUGGAUACCGUUACCUGGAGGACAACUCGGAUGAGACUGGCUCCGACGGUGAUGGGGACAAGGAGGACAAUGACAGGCACCCAACCGAGGCCACCAGAGAGGACGAGCUGCCAAAAGAGGAUGGGGAGCAGCUGGGAUAGGGACAGCCUGGCCUGGGCUCCAUCCUGCUUUUGGCACCUGAGGGGGUUCCACAGUUCCCCCUGGGUGGGCCCAAAAUUCUGCAAAUCCCCUCAGGUCAGGCUUGCAGCUCCCCAAGCUAAGCCUAAAGCCCCCAGGCAGCCCAGAGUCCCCCACAUUGGCUGACAGACUCCCAGACUGGCUCAUAGACACCCCAGGUGAGGUCUGCAGCCUCCAGCUUGACCUACAUGCCCCAAAUUGUGGUACAGAGACCCCCAAAUUGUGGUGCAGCCCCUAGGGAGGCCCAUAUCCCCCCAGAUUAUGAUGCAGUUGCUCAGGUUAAACCUGCAGACCACCAGGCCAGCCCCAGUGCCCCCACAUACAAAUCCACAGCCCCUCAGACAAGACUCACACUCCCCAGGCAGAUCUGGAGUCCCCCCAAAUUUGGCCAAAGCCCCGCUAGGUGAGGCCCACAGACCCCUGAGCAGAUGCACACUCUAGCAAGGCCUGCAACCAUCUACAAAGUCCUGUAGACCCCAGGCAGAUGCCCUGCUCUCCCAUAUUAGCCCCCAGCCAGACCCCGCAGGGCUACCCAGGA
This is a messenger RNA of Cinclus cinclus, 2309 nucleotides long. RefSeq names its product unc-93 homolog B1, TLR signaling regulator (gene UNC93B1). The record is from RefSeq and is a predicted model, not a curated record. NCBI's taxonomy places the organism in Eukaryota, Metazoa, Chordata, Aves, Passeriformes, Cinclidae. Gene Ontology annotation, biological process: intracellular protein transport; toll-like receptor signaling pathway; toll-like receptor 7 signaling pathway. Gene Ontology annotation, molecular function: Toll-like receptor binding. The transcript has 11 exons. Gene Ontology annotation, cellular component: lysosome; endosome. Bases 1 to 1734 code for a protein of 577 amino acids.